Molecule: messenger RNA, 1674 nt
Organism: Phytomonas sp. Hart1
Lineage: Eukaryota; Euglenozoa; Kinetoplastea; Trypanosomatida; Trypanosomatidae
Source: the annotation of a GenBank genome assembly
AUGGCGCAUCUUCAAUCGUUAUCCAACCGGCUUGACCCCACCCGGGGCACCAGUCUUGCGCGCGUCAAAAGUCAGCAGCUCGCGCGGGAGGAGGACGAAAAAGUUCGGAUGCGGCGCAUCAAAGGGACCAUCGUUCUGAUGGAGCAGUUUCUGGUAGACCAAGGCUAUAUGAAUAGCCUUCAGGCGCUCCAGCAGGAAAGUGGGGUAUCGCUCCAACAAAACUGCGCCGCGGACAACAUCGACCUGCUCUCGGUGGUAAACGAGUUCGAGCAGUUCUACGAGCUCAAGUACCAACGUCGGCCGCGCUUAUUCCGCCCGCAGGGCCCCGAGGACCCCGUGCCGCGCGAGAAAGGCGGCGAGCGGAUGUUAACGCGGAAGCCGGGCCCGCGGCUCCCCCCUUCCGGCGCCCCCGCCGAGCCCGGCUCGGGCUCGCUGAGCCACGGCAGCCUCUCCGCCACGUCGCUCGCGCGGCGGGUGGAGCCGCUGGAGGCCGGGCACCGGAACGGCAGCGCCUCCCCCACGGCCCCCAGCGAGAGCGCGGAGCCGGGAAAGGGCGAUAAACCGGGCGCCGGCCUCGGCGGGGUGAAAGGGGUCAAAAUACACCCCCCGGCGCUGCCCUCGGUCGACGCCGCGGCGAAACCCGCCGAGGAGGCGAGCCUGUUGGACGCCUUCUACGGCCGCGCCCUCAAACCCCUGCCUUUUUUCCCCACAGGCGAGCUGCACGACCUGGCCCAGAUUAUCAUGCGGGACAUCGUCGACACCAACCCGGCGGUGCGCUGGUCCGACAUCGCCGAGCUCGACAACGCCAAGCACCUGCUCAAAGAGGCCGUGGUGAUGCCGGUGAAGUACCCGGGGCUUUUCGAGGGGAUCGUGCGGCCGUGGAAAGGGAUUUUUCUCUUCGGCCCGCCCGGGACCGGGAAGACGUUGCUCGCCAAGGCGGUCGCCACGGAGUGCCGGACGACCUUUUUUAACAUCUCCGCCAGCACCGUCGUCUCGAAGUGGCGGGGGGACUCCGAGAAGCUGGUUCGCAUGCUCUUUGAUCUCGCCGUGCACUACGCGCCGAGUACCAUCUUUAUCGACGAAAUCGACUCCAUCAUGUCGACCCGCUCCUCGGCGGGCGAGCACGAGGGCUCGCGGCGCAUGAAGACCGAGUUGUUGGUGCAGAUGGACGGCUUGGCGAAGCGGCGCGGGGGGAAUAUCGUGUUCGUCCUGGCGGCCAGUAAUACCCCGUGGGAUUUGGAUGCCGCGAUCCUGCGGCGCUUGGAGAAGCGCAUUUUGGUCCCACUUCCAAGCCUGGAGGCCCGUCGGCUGAUCUUCUGUCGGAUCUUACACGACAACGUCAUCACCACGGCGGAAGACACGAGUUCCCCUGAUGAAUUUGAUUGGUCCCGGUGCGCAGAACUGACGGAGGGGAUGUCCGGUGCGGAUAUCGAUAUUAUCUGCCGCGAAACCAUCAUGCGGCCUAUUCGAAAGUUGUUAGAAAAGCUAGAAGAGGCCGAUACGGCUCCGUCGUCUUCUUCUCGUACGUUGGAUUGUACCAACAUCAAAAGACCCAAGGCAUCGAUGGCGGAUAUCGAAGCAAGUAUUGCCUGUACCUGCAGUAGUAUUAGAGACGGCGAUCUGGGGCGAUAUCAGGAGUGGGCCAAAAAACAUGGAUCCGACAUGUCGGUCUAG